UGAUCGGAUCUCGUCACAGACAACAAACGGCGCACGUUUGCAUGUGCCCCUCAUCUCUGGCGAGUAGGGCGCCUCUAGCUGCUAUAGGCCGCGUACGGGCGCCGGGGAUGGGACUACAAAUCCGUUAGUGGCCACACAACCUCCUCCGCUUCCAUCAUGGCUCCCUCGUUGGACAGGCAGGGAUACUGGGGGCGGCCCACCUCAACGCUCGACUGGUGUGAAGAGAAUUAUGUCGUCUCCUACUACAUCGCGGAAUUCUGGAACACGGUCAGCAACCUGAUUAUGAUUCUUCCCCCCAUUUGUGGGGCCAUCCAGACAUUUCGUGACGGCCUGGAGUUCUGCUACAUCCUCUCUUUCCUCGGGCUUGCAGCUGUCGGUGUUGGUUCCUGGUGCUUCCACAUGACACUGCUCUAUGAGAUGCAGCUGCUGGACGAGUUGCCAAUGAUUUACAGCACGUGUGUCUUUGUCUACUGUCUAUAUGAGUGCUUCAAACAAAGGAAGAGCAUAAGCUGGUUUCCCGUCGCGUUAUUAUUACUCUUCAGCAUUACAGUCACUGUGGUCUACUUACAGUGGAAGGAACCGGUGUUUCACCAGGUCAUGUAUGGUGCUUUAGUUGCUUGUCUCGUGAUACGAUCUGUCUUCAUUGUUACAUGGGUUUACCCAUGGUUACGGCCUUUGUGUUACACCUCCUUAGGUGUAUUUCUCUUAGGCUUUCUCCUGUGGAACAUUGACAAUAUAUUCUGUGACUCAUUAAGAGCCAGUAGAAAAACACUCCCCCCUGGUGUUGGAGUGGCAACACAGUUCCAUGCCUGGUGGCACAUCUUCACAGGCUUGGGCUCGUACCUGCACAUACUUCUCAGUUUGCAAAUCAGAACAACCUACCUCAAGUACAGACCAAAAGUAAAGUUUUUGUGUGGAGUUUGGCCCACUCUGCAUGUUGAACCACAAAGGACAAGCUGAAAUGGACCAGUACUGAAUAGAUGGUGACCGUGAACUGAAAGACCAGGAAGUGCUCCCUUCCACUGCUGGGAGUUUGCACCCCUGGGGAACUACACCCAGGCAAGCCCUCUGCUCUACACUGGAGAGAAUUAAGUACAGUUUAGCACUGAGUUUUACUGGAAAUUAAUUGUUUUUUGUUUUAAAAAUCUAAUUUAUGAGAUUAGCUUUCCUGAAAUAUUUAUGAUGUUCAUGUUUUUUUUUUAAAUUCAUGAUAUAGUAAAUGCAAACGUAAAACACUCAAAUGACUCAUAAAAUAAAGAUAAUGAUGAUUAUUUAUUGUUUUACACGGGAGAGUGUCAAUUAACUGUUGUCAUGUCAUCUUUAAUGUGGACCAAUGUGAUAUUGUAGGUCUGGAUUACAGAAUCAUCUCAUUGAACCCUUUCAUGCACCCUGUAACCUGAUAACAUGAUAAAAUGUCCACUGUAGUGACCGCUGUCCCUGAAAGGGGUAAUAUAGUUGGUGACAGAUUUUGACUUUCUUGAAACAUAAAAGACUGGUGCUUUCAAAAAAAAUCAUAAGAAUUCCAUUUUAAUUGCCAUCGUUUUUCAGUCAAAAGGGAAUUAAGAGUUCAUCUUGGUCCAGCUUGACCGUAUCACGAAUACAUCAGUACCGCAAUAGUUUCGAGACUAGAGUACUAGCAAACAUGUUUAAGAAGAUAGAAUCAAAGAUCUAUUUAAGGACCAAUGGAAUAAAUGGAACAUUUCAAAAUUAUUAGUUUUACUGUAGUUGCAGGGGUUUCCAAGCAUUUUCAGCUCAAGACAUCAAUGAUUUCCCAGAACCUAAACUUUAACAUACCAUACAUCCUGAAUCAUCCCAUUGACAUAUAUUGAAUCAAAAGGCUUUUUUUUUACCCAGCAAAUGUAUCCUGCUACCUAAGUUUGGGAAAGUCUGCCAUUGUGAAUUAGGAAAACUACCUACAGUCAAGUAUUAACCAUAUUUUCCAUUUCGACUACAUGAAGGGGACGAUUCAUUUUAUUGUCUGUGUUGCUACUGUGAAAGUGACCAUAAAAAGGAAAUUCUAACCUGGGCCUUGAAGUAAAUUGGUAAUACUACAAUACACAACAUUCAUUAAGGUGUGUUAAGUUUCUAGAGGCGACACUACUGUGAAGCAGCGUGCCACUGACUCGUGUUCACCGACUCGUAUGAUGAACACACUUGCAAAGAUGAGCACAAUGUAAGACAUAAAUAUUCAGUUUGUGCCUAUAUUCCUCACUGGGAGGCAUCAACGUGUCAUCGCUGUUCACUUCUAGCAAAGGAAAAUUAUAGCAAGUUGUAUAUGGUUGUUAAAUUGGGUGCCUUAUUACGUGGGUGUGCAGGUUAACCCACACUGCCUUGUUUGUUCAUUCGAAUAUUUUGUGUUCAUAUUUCCUUGGUCAUUAAAAGAACAUUUUGAGUUAGUACGUCACCGAGUGUGAUGUGUUCUACUGCUGAUUACGUUACACUGAUGUUGAUAGGAUGUGACCAGAAAAACAAUCUUUGCUUACUCACGUUUUGUGCCAGUAUUUAAUGUUGACAAAUAAAAAAGAGCAUUUAUGUCA
Hippocampus comes (tiger tail seahorse) is the source of this 2537-nucleotide messenger RNA. RefSeq names its product alkaline ceramidase 3 (gene acer3). Gene Ontology annotation, molecular function: N-acylsphingosine amidohydrolase activity. Gene Ontology annotation, biological process: phytosphingosine biosynthetic process; ceramide metabolic process. The record is from RefSeq and is a predicted model, not a curated record. The transcript is spliced from 11 exons. Lineage: Eukaryota; Metazoa; Chordata; Actinopteri; Syngnathiformes; Syngnathidae. Bases 157 to 960 code for a protein of 267 amino acids. Gene Ontology annotation, cellular component: endoplasmic reticulum membrane.